Phyllostomus hastatus (greater spear-nosed bat) is the source of this 780-nucleotide messenger RNA. Its product is annotated as proline-rich protein 23B-like. The transcript has a single exon. The record is from RefSeq and is a predicted model, not a curated record. NCBI's taxonomy places the organism in Eukaryota, Metazoa, Chordata, Mammalia, Chiroptera, Phyllostomidae. Bases 1 to 780 code for a protein of 259 amino acids.
AUGGCCAGGCGGGUCCUCAGCCCCAGCCCCUAUCCUGCACCCUGGUGGGGACCGCAGUCCGAAGGUCCUGGCUCUGCCAAGCGCCGCCGAAUCGAGGAGCCCGCGGGCCCCGACUCCAGGACUGCGCCCAGCCUGCAAGAUCCCGCAGGGGAUCCGGCGGGGCCUCCGGCGGCGGACACGCUCACGUCCGUGGUGGUCCUGGCUCCGGGCUGUGCUGUGCAGCUGCCCCUGGACGACGUCGACCUGGUGCUGGAGCCCGAGCCAACGUCGGUCCUGCAAGUGUCUCUCGGGGGGCACACCCUAUUGCUUGUACCGGAGGCCCUGUUGGGCCCUGGAGACGAACGCUCACGAGGGCAGACCCACUCGCCUCACUGCCAGGAACCGGGCGUUCUUUGGCGCUCUCCCGGGGAGGACGUCGCCGUCCAUCAGGGAUUCUUCCGCGCAUGUGUCCCAGAGAUGGCCUUCCUAGAAGAGGCCUACGACGAAGACAUGGAACCCGAGUUCCUAACUCCUUGGGUGGACGCCGCGUCAGGCUCCGUCGCUGGGUUCCGCCUCUACCCGCACAGCCCCAUUAAAGAGCCCUCGCCUCAGGCCUCCACCCCUAGUCCUUUGAGACGCUCGCCUGGUCCCUACGUCAACCUGAAUUUCCACCUUCUGGAGCCCUUCCCCAGCUCACCGCUCCAACCUCUACCUCCCUCUCCGAGUCCAGGUCCGCACGUGCAACCCCAGCGCCCUCCGGGUCCCGCGCGCAAGGCCCGGAGACGCCUGUUCCAGGAGUGA